AUGGAGUUUAUACAUUUUCAGAUCAGUCCAGUACAAAGCUAUUUACAAUUUGUGCGAUUUGCAAUCCAGCCGCACGGCGCACAGACGCAAGCCGUAAUGAGUUUAGAGAAAAUCGGUUUCGAGGGAACUAAGUCGAUCCUGCCUGCACCAGCAACGAGUAUCACCUUCUUUACAGAAGGUGAUCUACUUGAUUCAGGCUCGUCAAUAAGCUCCUCUACCGUCGUUUCGGCCACCAAGAAAAAUGGAAGUUGUCAAUUGUCGUGUCAUAAUGAUCUGCAAAUUAGCAGGAGCGGAGAAGAUGAUCAGAGCAUGUCUUCCAAGUGCUCCCAGAUCGAAGUUGUCGACGGUAGGCGUGCACCCUGGUUAUGUAUCCCAUUGUGGGUAACAAUUUCUCUAAUAGAUUUAUUUGUUUUUGGAGGCACGUGGACUCUUAUUGUUUGUUUAUACCAUGCUGUCGGCGAGGAUUCUUCUAUGAAUCCAUUCAGGGGCGGCGACAUCGUUAUGCCGUGGGUGUAUGGCGUGUACGUCGUUCUACUGGUGACAUCUGCUGCCGUUGCCGUUGCCGUAAUAUAUGUGCGUAAGGAGAGAGAAAUAGCAACGCGCAAUGUGCAGUUUAUUACACAAGUGAUGGUGUGCACCUCUAUUGCUCUGAUAACCAGAUUACUGGCUGCGAUGGUAGUUUACAGUAGGAUCUCAAUAUCACCCGGCACCGUCGUAUUCGAUACCGUUUCCAGCCUCUUCAUACACAUCUCUGCCGCCGCAAUGCUCAUGGUGGUCUCUGCCGUGACAUUGAGACUGUACCGGUGGGGUGCUGGUGUCAAUAGUAUAAGAGUCAUGGAAAAAUAG
This is a messenger RNA of Sphaeroforma arctica JP610, 846 nucleotides long. RefSeq lists its product as hypothetical. Bases 1 to 846 code for a protein of 281 amino acids. The record is from RefSeq and is a predicted model, not a curated record. NCBI's taxonomy places the organism in Eukaryota, Ichthyosporea, Ichthyophonida. The transcript is spliced from 3 exons.